AUGCGACUCUUCCAGGCUCUCAGGCGGAGUUUGAAGAACGACAAGGAGAAAGUCAAUCACAUAUCCAUCACUCCCAAAUCUGCGAUUGCGAUAGUCCCGCCAAAAAAGGUAAUUCGCGCAUUAUACGACUAUGAGGCUCAAUCCAGCCAAGAAUUAUCGUUUCAGAAAGGCGACUUUUUCCACGUAAUUGGACGAGAAAAUGAUACGGAUUGGUACGAGGCAUGUAAUCCGGCGCUUCCAGAUGCUCGAGGACUGGUUCCGGUGGCCUUUUUUCAGGCCUUGGGCAAGACUGAGCGAGAUAGCGGACAAUCCGAUAAAUCAUCGCCACAGGCGGUGCGAAUGCCCGAUCACGACUCAGGAUAUUCCGAUACUUCAGGUACGCUGGUAGGGACCGAUACCGCGCGAUCUUCCAAAACCAUGGGCAAGGGAACCGGCGCGAUGGUGUACGGGAUAGUAAUGUACGACUUUGCUGCGGAGCGGCCGGAUGAAUUAGACGCCAAAGCCGGAGAGGCCAUUAUUGUGAUCGCUCAGUCGAAUCCAGAAUGGUUUGUUGCGAAACCGAUUGGAAGGUUGGGAGGACCUGGAUUGAUUCCAGUAUCAUUCAUCGAGAUAAGAGACAUGACUUCUGGCCAAGCAGUUCCGGACGCACAGGAGGCAGUCCAAAGGGCAGGCGUACCGAAAGUAGAGGAGUGGAAGAAGAUGGCAGCAGAUUACAAGAAUAGUAGUAUCACACUGGGAAAAUUCGAGGCCGCGACUCCACAGCAGCAACAAUCACUGGAACAGGGUAUGGACCGAAUGAGUAUGCAGCAGAGACAAUCAAAUGGUUACCAGCAGAUCAGACAAUCACAGCAAGUCAAGUCGAUGCAGCAACAGGUCCAGCAGAAUGCUUUCGCCGCGAAAUCCUCCUCCCAACUUUAUGCACCAAUCUCAGCGCGAAUACCUCGAUACUGUUUUGCAGAGGACAAAUAUUGGUUUGUCAUUGAAGCAGCACUGGAAGAUGGGCGGCAUUGGGAGUUAUCGCGAUACUAUGAAGAUUUUUACGAUUUCCAGAUUGCACUCUUGACGGAGUUCCCUGCGGAGGCUGGAAAUACAGGAACGCAGAAGAGAACACUACCAUAUAUGCCUGGACCAGUCAAUUACGUUACAGACGCGAUUACGGAAGGAAGGCAGCAUAAUUUGGAUGCUUAUGUCAAGAAUUUGCUUACUCAACCACCAUACAUCUCGAGGUGUACUUUGGUCAAGCAAUUCUUUGCACCAAGAGAAGGAGAUUACGAGAUAGACCCCAAUGCUGCCAAUGAGGAAUACAGACUCUCCGGAGGUUCUCAACAGUCAUCCAGUGAUUCGCCAACGAAUGGAGCUUCAAGGCAAUCAUCUCGAGGUAAUCUGAAUGGUACUGGUUACUCGGGACUAUCAGCUGCUCCAGCUCCAGGUCUCCGAGCAAACGGUGGACAACCAACUCGACAGACUUCCACUCUGUCUCAAUCAACCAGCUCAGCAUCACCAGGUCUGAAUGGUAGCCAACAGCCUUCUGCAAUCAAGAUCAAGAUCAAAAAGGGAGAUGAGACAAUUGCCAUUCGUGUUCCUACAGAGAUCCAAUUUCAACAAUUGUAUGAUAAGAUCAGGGACCGAUUGAGGAUUCCUGAUGACGAGGAAAUGGCUCUCUCAUACAACGACGAGCCAAGUGGAACACGACCAAGCUUGUUAAGCAACAACGAUCUGGACAUUGCUCUACAGAGGAACGACAAACUCAUGUUAUAUGUUGAACCCAUGUGA
Mollisia scopiformis is the source of this 1773-nucleotide messenger RNA. Its product is annotated as SH3 domain-containing protein. The record is from RefSeq and is a predicted model, not a curated record. Gene Ontology annotation, molecular function: protein binding; phosphatidylinositol binding. The transcript has 3 exons. Lineage: Eukaryota; Fungi; Ascomycota; Leotiomycetes; Helotiales; Mollisiaceae. Bases 1 to 1773 code for a protein of 590 amino acids.